AUGAAGCUCCUUCAGCUAUCAUCGGUCCUCCACUUCCUGGCUCUUAGCUCGGCUCUUACAGUUCCCUUGAAUCGUCGCAAACGGUGCGAUAAUGCCUUGGCCCGCACUGCCUCCCUUCUCGCAACCGGUGGCGGCCACAACUUCGAUGUCGACGUCAUUGUAGGCGCCAACAACCAAACCUUCAAGCUCCUGGUCGACACAGGAAGCAGUGAUCUCUACAUUAUGGGAGACGGCUUUACCUGCAUCAAUGCCACCAGCAAACUGACCAUCCUCCAGGCGGACUGUGGAUAUGGUCCCGAAACGUACCCCCCCUCGUCGAGCUACAAGCAGGUUCCGAACGAAGCGUUCGGAAUUGAAUACAGAGCCGGUCGUGCCAGCGGAGUCAUGGCCUACGAGGAUAUCACGAUCGCAGGCAUCUCAGUGCGCGCCAAAUUGGCAAUCGCAGAUGUUUCUGAGCCGAUGGGUCGAGAGGGGAUCAGCAACGGGCUCCUGGGCCUUGGCUACCCCAGCUUGACAUCGGCUCAUCCGGGCACACCCGUCCCCAAUGACACGUAUUUCUACAACCGGGUGGUGUAUAGCCCAGUGUUCAAUGCCAUGUUUGAACAAGGCCUGGUGGAGCCGUACUUCACUAUUGCCCUGGCGCAUACCGCGCGGGACAGUAUCGCUACAUUCGGAAGCUAUCUUACCCUGGGCGACCUGCCGCCGGUGGAACCCAAGUCGGAUUUCACCGCUGUUCCAGUGGAAAUCAUGACGAACGUUCCGGCUGAAUUCACAUCGGGAAGGCAACAGAGAGCCUACUGGGCUUUCACCAUCGCGGGCGUGAACUAUGGGUCGUCGGGAGAAGAGGAAGCCGCCCUCAAGACCGACCACAACCCAUGGCAAGUCUUCGUAGACACCGGGAACGACUUCUCCAUCCUCCCCGAGACAGUCGCAGACCCAGUGAACAAACAAUUCUCGCCCCCAGGCAUCUGGAACGACAAGCUGAAGGCUUAUGUAGUCGAUUGUGACGCGAAGGCGCCUGAGUUUGGUGUGACGAUUGGGGACCAUCUCAUCUAUGAAAUUGGAGAUAGAGUCUGUGUCUCAAGUCUGUUGCCGGCAGAGAAGGAGGGGAUGAAAUACGUCGUGGUGUACAUCUUCGGAGCGCCCUUCUACAAGAAUGUUAUGCCGUGCAUGAUUUUGGAAAGAAUGAAUUGA
Messenger RNA from Aspergillus bombycis, 1194 nucleotides. Its product is annotated as pepsin-like aspartic protease. NCBI's taxonomy places the organism in Eukaryota, Fungi, Ascomycota, Eurotiomycetes, Eurotiales, Aspergillaceae. Bases 1 to 1194 code for a protein of 397 amino acids. The transcript has a single exon. Gene Ontology annotation, biological process: proteolysis. Gene Ontology annotation, molecular function: aspartic-type endopeptidase activity. The record is from RefSeq and is a predicted model, not a curated record. Gene Ontology annotation, cellular component: fungal-type vacuole.